This is a messenger RNA of Salvelinus sp. IW2-2015, 1323 nucleotides long. RefSeq names its product transmembrane protein 37 (gene tmem37). Gene Ontology annotation, cellular component: membrane. The record is from RefSeq and is a predicted model, not a curated record. Gene Ontology annotation, molecular function: voltage-gated monoatomic ion channel activity; calcium channel activity. Lineage: Eukaryota; Metazoa; Chordata; Actinopteri; Salmoniformes; Salmonidae.
UCUCAACAAUGGGUAGGCCUACAUGUAUAUAUUAGUAAUAGUGUGGGAUUAGUAAUCUCAACAAUGGGUAGGCCUACAUGUAUAAAUUAGUAAUGGUGUGGGAUUGGGAAUAUCAACAAUGGGUAGGCCUACAUGUAUAUAUUAGUAAUGGUGUGGGAUUGGGAAUCUCAACAAUGGCCAUACUCGCGGCGUAUAAAUCUCUGUGCUGUCAUGGAAGGAACAUUCUUCCUUCCUGUCUGCUACUCCUGGCGAUAGCAGAGUAUCCCGUAACCAGACUUCUAAUAACUACAGGGGGGAGAGUCAAUCAAUUCUGUCUGAUAUUUGAAGUGAACACAUCUUUUCCGCUGCCAGUUUUGCCUCUCGGUCAAGUGGAGUACAACACCAUGACCGCUAUUCAGAUAAAGGUCCCAGUAGGAGCACCCCGACAGAGGAAGGCCCGGCCUUUCUUCCUGGAGGUGUUGCCCCGCAGCCUGAUCAUCCUCUGCACGGCCCUGGCCAUUGUCCUCUCCUCCAUAGCUGUGUGCGAUGGACACCGGUUGCUGGCGGGCCUGGAGGCAGUGGUGGAACGAACAGCCUCACCUAACUGCACCACCCACCUAGGUGUAUCUGGGGUGGCGGUCGGCCUGGGCCUGGGUCACUCUAUGGUCUUCCUGGCUGUGGCGGGAGCUAUCUUUGGCCUGGAGUUGCUGGUCAUAUCGCAGGUGAGUGAGGACCGGGACUCGGGCUGGCGGUGGGGCCUGGGGUCAGCUCUGGUGCUUGUGACGGUGGCGCUGUCGGCAGGGGGAGUGGUGGUGUUGGUGUCUCUGCUCCGGCAGCAGGCCUCUCCUUUGGGCUUCACACUUACCUUCUGGUGCCAGUUUACCGCAGUCUUCCUGCUCUUCCUCAACGGCAUGGCAGCGCCACAUCCAUCACAUGGCCCUGCAGGCACCACCUAGAGGCCGCCUGGGGAAAUGCUAGAGGUGAAAGAGCACAAGGAGUCCAGCAGUGUCCAGCUACAGCAGUACGGCAGAAGGCAUUUUCAUAUUCCAAACACGCAGACGUCCCAGGAACAGUGAUUUCCUGUUGGGAUUAGGUUUAGGGUUACGCCCAGGGUUGAGGACUGUGGAGUAUAGUGGACAUCAGGACAUCUCUGCAUCCAUGGGUGUCACAGUGCCUGAGAUGUAACAGGGUCUAUUGGAAUGAAUCAGCUGUGUGUAUGAAUCCCUCAAGGCCUUGUGCAUGUGCAGCUUGUUAAUAGCACAUACUGGGAACAGUAAACAACGACGUCUGCCUGUCUAUAUGCAGUCAAAUCAUCUUCAUUGUUUUGUGGAAAUACAGCUCUGG